Molecule: messenger RNA, 419 nt
Organism: Scutellospora calospora
Lineage: Eukaryota; Fungi; Glomeromycota; Glomeromycetes; Diversisporales; Gigasporaceae
Source: the annotation of a GenBank genome assembly
GUUUUUAUCCUCCAAAAACUUAUUUAGCUUAUACUUUAAAACCAAAUUCAUAUAAAAUUUCUGAUGAAUAUAUAGUUGAAACUACAUAUAGAAAAAUAGAAAAAAAAAUUAUAACCUGUUCAAUAAACUAUAUAGACAAUCAGCCUUAUUAUACAAUUAAAUUUGGUUCAAAUUCCGAUAAUUUUAUAUCAUCAAAUUGUUCUCUAACAGCAGCAACAAAUGCUUAUCUUAAAGCAUAUAAUACACAAAAAAUUGAAUAUGAACAAGCAAAGAAUUCAAAUAUCGUAAGUUUUAAAAUGAAUGGAAUCUAUCUUUUUGAACUGCACUUAAAACAAAUAAAUCAUUUUAGAGAAAAUUGUAAUAGAACUAGAAUAUAUAAACCUUUUAAAGACUUAACAAGACAAAUGCAAAUAGCUUGA